AUGGCCUCAAGUUCUUCCUCAAUGAUCCUAAGAGAACGCAUUGAGGCUACAGCCCGAGCCUUCCUAUCCGCGUAUGAAGAGGGCGGGGCCCAGAAUGACGCCUCCAUCAUCAACCGCGACGUUACCGCGGACUGCACCCGGUAUCUGCUUCCCGCAGCUGUGCCCCAGGCCUUUGGUCUACCGGCAGACUUCUUUUUCGACACGACGAACUAUCAGGAGACUUUCGCGAAGGAUAUCAAGGUGAUGAAAUUCAGAAACAACAUCAUGGCGAACUUAGUCAUCGACACUGAGGCCCGCCGGGCCGCUUUUACCUCUAUCGCAGAGGUGUAUCCCAACAGCGGAGAGUCUUACUCGGCCGAGCUCGCUUGGUUCUUGUACUUUAACGAGGAUGGGUCUAAAGUCAAGAAAGUGGUUGAGUUCUGCGACAAGGACGUGAUAUUGAAAAUGGCAAACACGACUGCCUAG
Messenger RNA from Penicillium manginii, 465 nucleotides. RefSeq lists its product as uncharacterized. The transcript has a single exon. Lineage: Eukaryota; Fungi; Ascomycota; Eurotiomycetes; Eurotiales; Aspergillaceae. The record is from RefSeq and is a predicted model, not a curated record. Bases 1 to 465 code for a protein of 154 amino acids.